AUGCCACGACCUGUUAUGUCGAAGCGCUGCGAUGCAGCUAUCUUGGGACCAGGAAACAUACGAUCUGCUCAUUCCAGUGUACUAUGGCACGGAGGACGAAGAGUUCAACCCAUCGAAAUGCGGAGUCAUCACGAUCCAGGUGAAGAACAGGAACGAUACCACACAACUCCUAGCGAGAUCUUCCAAGAGGACUUCACCAAUGUCAGCCCGGAGACGCCGAAUCCGGCCAAAUCAAAGACGAGAGAGUCUGAGCCAAAAGCAGAAAGCAACCUGAUUUGUGGGCUAUUCAUUCGCGAGGACAUGAUCAAACAAUCUUUGGCUGCUUACAGCACAUGGAAGCUGGAGAUUCGAGCGAGCGCUUCUUUGCUUCAGUAG
This is a messenger RNA of Rhinocladiella mackenziei CBS 650.93, 375 nucleotides long. RefSeq lists its product as uncharacterized. The transcript is spliced from 2 exons. Lineage: Eukaryota; Fungi; Ascomycota; Eurotiomycetes; Chaetothyriales; Herpotrichiellaceae. Bases 1 to 375 code for a protein of 124 amino acids. The record is from RefSeq and is a predicted model, not a curated record.